This is a messenger RNA of Closterium sp. Yama58-4, 504 nucleotides long. Lineage: Eukaryota; Viridiplantae; Streptophyta; Zygnematophyceae; Desmidiales; Closteriaceae. The record is from the annotation of a GenBank genome assembly.
AUGGCCCUCAUUCGUGCUCGCUGCGUCGUGCUAUUUGCGUUCGUCGCGACGCUGGUGCCGAUGGCCUUCGCCGCCUCGAGUUUAACAUUCGGUGCCAAGCUGAUCGGGGCCAACGAGGUCCCCAUGAAUGGAUUCCUGACCGUCGCCGCCGGUGACACAAUCGGCACGGGAGACAUGCAGCUGAAUAUCUACACGACCAACGGCGUGCCCACAGAGGUGGGCUACAACGUGCGGCUUUCCAAGCUCCAAGGCAUGAUGCCCCCGAUUAUGACUCACGUUCAUCGCGGCAGCAAGGGAACAAACGGUCCCCUGGUGCUUAACCUGCCGUGCGUGUACUGGCAAAUCUCCACAACGGACUGGUCCUGCAUGGGCAAAUUAGUGGUCACUGAAGCGGUGCUGCCUGCCGUUAAGGGGAUUUUGGCGAACCCAAAUGAGUUUCAUGGGAAUAUUCACACUGUGAAGUAUGUUAACGGGGCCGUGCGUGGGCAGCUUGAGAGGAGGUAG